CGCGCCCCCUUACCCGAGGGCGUCUCCAUUUUGGCUGUGGCUGGAAGCAGCCGGAGCGAGUGGAUUAUCGGUGCGGAGUCAUCAGUUCCCGGAGGGCCGGUCGGCUCACCGCACUUCCUCACUCCCUUCCUCUGCCCGCAGAAGCCGGGGGCACGCAUGGCGGGCUUGGAGGUUCUGUUCGCGUCGGCGGCGCCGGCGAUCACCUGUGCGCAGGACGCGCUGGUCUGCUUCCUGCACUGGGAGUUGGUGACGCGCGGCUACUACAGCGUGGGUGCCGGCGAGCAGCCGGUUCCCAGUGAUAAGAAAUCAGAACUGCUGCCUGUCGGAUGGAACAACAAUAAAGACCUGUACGUCCUCCGGUAUGAGUCGAAGGAGGGGUCCAGAAAGCUCCUUAUGAAGGCUGUCACUGUGGAGAAGAGCAUGAUCAUCAAUGUGCUGGAAUAUGGCUCACAGCAAGUGUCAGAUUUGACCCUCAACUUGGAUGAUUAUAUCGAUUCUGAAAACCUGCUUGACUUCCACAGGACCUACAGGAACAGUGAGGAACUUCGGUCUCGUAUUGCAUCUGAAAUCAUCACACCUCUCCACGAGCCUUGGGACAAGGCUAGUGUAAGCAGUCCCCAUCGGGAGUUUCCGCCUGCCACUGCCAGAGAGGUGGACCCACUCCGGAUUCACCCACAGCACCCACACAUUAGCCGGCCUCCUUCCUGGUGUGAUCCCCUGGGCCCAUUUGCUGUCGGGGGAGAGGACCUAGACCCCUUUGGGUAUCGGAGAGGUGGCAUGAUCGUGGAUCCUCUGAGAUCUGGCUACCCAAGAGUACCUAUUGACCCAUCCUCGGGCCUCCCAAACCGGCUUCCUCCAGGCGCUGUGCCCCCAGGAGCGCGCUUUGACCCCUUUGGACCCAUUGGGACCAGCCCAGCUGGCCCGAGGCCUGACAGAUGUGGUCAGUGAUGAACCUUAUGCUGGAGUGGAGAGAGCACCAUAGAGCACCAGGCUCAGACGCAAGACAUCAAAGCACUAGUCACUUUGGCUCCACAACUAGCAUUUCAGCCAUGUUUGGGUCCUUUCACUUCUCAGCUCCUUGGGUUCCUUCCCCUAAAUUAGGACAUAUUAUUUCUCUGUGGGCAGGGGCUACCAGAGCCUUUCUGAGGUAUCUGCUAAUGUGCUAUAGCCUGAGACUCCCUGUUUGCCCUGCCGGAGAGUGGGUUAGGGGUAAAAUAAAUUGGCGCAUAGGCCCAAGGCCCAAGGUCAACCUAAGAUGUGGAGGCUGGGCCAGGGUGGAGAGGCUAGCAUGAGUGGGCUCUCUGGGCAUUUCUGGCAGACCCCAUCUCUAGCACUGACCUAGUAAAAGACCAGCUUGGUCCUUUAGAACACGUGUGCUCUGGAGAAGGGCCCAAGGUCAGGCAGAGCUGCAAAUGUAGUCAUCAAUCCUAGUUUGCUUCCCCAGGGGCCAGCAAAGAUGGAAUGUUUUUGUUUUGCAAUUGGCUCAUACCUGCUACCAGAACGACAUAGGCAAUUUACUCAUAAAAGCAUCCUUUACUCUAAAAGGAGGCUUAAAGGAACAUCUGAGCAGAGACCAUCUGACAAGCAGGGAAGGGGGGUAGAUCACUUUUUGGACCCUGACUCAAAGAAAAGACAAGAUCAAAACAGUAAAUUUGCCACUUAGUUUUACUAGUAGCAAAGGUCGAAAGGAUAGUCCAAUACAUAACUCUGUUUUCUGAAAACAGAAACUUAGUGAUUCAUCUGAAGAAUCAGCCAUUUUUGUGUGUGGGUCUCCUUGCAUCAAGGACAUUGAGUAACACAGAUGAUGUCUUAGUUCCAUAGGGGCUUUUAGGAACUUCUAGGUCAAGCUGUCUGUGCUUGUAGUCGGGCCACAUCCUUGCUUCCAGCCAUAAGUAAUUGCCAAGCAGCAAAUGGGAAUGGUUCGGGUUUGUUUUUUGGAACCUUAAGGUUGGAGCCUUAAUAAAUAUCAGUACUUAAUAACCUAGUUCUCUUUUUUAAAUAACUUUGUAUAUAAUUCACAUACUUAACGAAGUUCACCCUUCUGAAAGUGUGCAUUUAAGUGGUUUUUAGUGUAUCCGCAUUAUGUACACCCAUCACUAUACCUAAUUCCUGAACAUUUUCACCACUCCAAAAAAAACUACCCCAUACCCACUAACAGCCACUCUCCAUUCACUCCUUUCCAGCCCCAGGCAACCACUAGUCUAUUUUCUGUCUCUAAAGAUUUGACUAUUCUGAAUAGUUCUCAUAAGUGGAAUCAUAUAAUAUGUGGCCUUUUGCACCUGGCUUCUUUCAGUUAAUGUUUUUAAGGUUCAUCCAUGUUGUAGCAUCUAUCAGUGCAUCAUUCCUUUUUAUGGCUGAAUAAUAUUCUGUUGGAUUAAUAUACCACAUUUUCUUUAUCCAUUAUCAGUUGAUGGACAUUUGGAUUUUUUUUACUUUUUGGCAGUUAUGAAUACUGUUGCUGUGAACAUUUGUGUACAAGUUUUUGUGUGGUGAUAUGUUCUUAAUUCUCUUGGAUAUAAACCGAGGAAUGGAAUUGCUGUAUCAUAUAACUUGAUACUUAACUUUUUGAGGAACUGCCAGACUGUUUUCCAACGUGGCUGUGCCAUUUUACAUUCCCAACAGCAGGAUAUGAGGAUUCCAGUUUCCCUACAUCCUUGCCAAUACUUGUUAGUCUUCUUGUGUAUAGCCCUCGUAGUUGGUGUGAAGUGGUAUCUCAUUGUGGUUUUGUCCUCUAUUUAAAAAAAAAAAAUUUGCCCUGGUCAGUUUUCUCAGUGGUUAGACCAAAGAUCAUGGGUUCAAUUCCCAGUCAAGGGCACGUGUACCUCAGUUGCAGACUCAAUCCCUGCCCCCAGUCGGGGUACAAAUGGGAAGCAACCAAUUGAUGUGUCUCUCUGACAUUGUUGUUUCUCUCUCCCCACCCCACCCCCUCCCUCCCCUCUACACCUUCUUAAAAAAAAAAAUCAAUGGAAAAAAGAUCCUUUGGUGAGGAUGAAAAUUUUUUAAAAAAGAAUUUUGACCUAGGCUAAAUAAGGCAGAGACCAGAGCCAGUCCCCCUUAGGGAGCAGACCAUGGCUUUGGUAAUGACCACUUUGGGAUGGCCAUGGCUGGUGAGCCACAGAAGAAUUGGUUUGAAUUUUGGGGAAGGUUCUGGGCUGGAUGUGAAUUGGACAGGUGCUGUCCACAGGUAAGUUCCCUGACCUUUCUAGGUCUAGUGACACUCAUGGCCUCACUUUCACUUGGUUUGAACUUUGUUUAUCUGGUGGCUUACAAGUGAAAUAAAGGUCUUAUUCCAAA
Messenger RNA from Myotis daubentonii (Daubenton's bat), 3294 nucleotides. It is a transcript of the gene PSMF1, whose product is annotated as proteasome inhibitor subunit 1. The record is from RefSeq and is a predicted model, not a curated record. Gene Ontology annotation, biological process: proteasome-mediated ubiquitin-dependent protein catabolic process. NCBI's taxonomy places the organism in Eukaryota, Metazoa, Chordata, Mammalia, Chiroptera, Vespertilionidae. Gene Ontology annotation, molecular function: endopeptidase inhibitor activity; proteasome binding.